AUGGCACCAACACCAUCUCAAGCAGUGGUUAGCCAUGUCUCUCCUCGAGCCCGUUUCGGACUCAUAAUACCUGCCACCAACACAGUUGUGGAAGCCGAGUUCAGCUGGAUGCGAGCUGAGGGAGUGUCAUGGCACAGCGGACGAAUUGAAAUCGCGAAUCCAUCACUCAAAGACGAUGAAGCCAUGGUCGCCUUUCUGGAGUACCUGAGAACAACCAUUGAAGCUGCAGUCAAGAGUGUCCUUCAUUGCCAACCGACUUAUCUCGUCAUAGGAAUGAGCGCCGAGACUUUCUGGGGAGGUAAAGACGGCGCAGAGCAAUUCGAGAAGUUCAUGCAUGACAUUUCUGGCCUUCGCGUGACGACUGGAGCUCAUGCUGCCAAGUCUGCAUUGGAUGCAUAUGGUGCAAAGAACAUUGGCAUUGUGACACCCUACCAGCCUGUUGGGGAUCAACAAGUAGUGGACUUCUUCGAAGGACUGGGAUUCAAAGUCCACGCCAUCAUCGGCCUGCGUUGUGAGACCGCUACUUCAAUCGCAGAGGUUCAUCCAGAUGAAAUCAAAGAAGCUUUCCGAAAAGUCAACGUCGAUGGUGUGGAUGCCCUCUUCCAAGCUGGAACGAAUCUUCCUGCGGCCAAGGCUGCGGCUGAAAUGGAAAAGGAGCUUGGAAAGCCGGUGAUUGCAGUGAAUACUGCCACAGUGUGGCAUGCAUAUAGAACGAAUGGCAUAGAGAACAAGAUCGAAGGAUUUGGGUCGUUGCUGUCUGAGCAUUGA
Messenger RNA from Zasmidium cellare ATCC 36951, 768 nucleotides. RefSeq lists its product as uncharacterized. The record is from RefSeq and is a predicted model, not a curated record. The coding region runs from base 1 to 768 and encodes 255 amino acids. NCBI's taxonomy places the organism in Eukaryota, Fungi, Ascomycota, Dothideomycetes, Mycosphaerellales, Mycosphaerellaceae. The transcript has 2 exons.